GGACGGAGGGAGUAUGAGGCAGUCAAAACUAUAUAACAUCUUGUGUUUUGUUUACAGCCUUGGUUCAACCCAUCUCCAGACCCGUCCCGUACCGGUUACAACCACUUGCCCACUUGGUAUGCUCCGAAUUCAAGAACAUUUGUAUCGAUUUUCCAAGAAUAUUCAUAUCUGUAAUGUUCGAACUUUGAAUGUUUAGAAGUUGAGUGCUAUUGCAUAAGAUAUACAAGCUGCCUGAAAUAUACAAGCUCUUUUCAAGAUUUGAUUAGUUAGCUAAUCUCCUCGUUUGGAUUUUAAUCAUGUUAGAUGAAGAAAUAGCAUUAGAUGCAAUCAAACAUGCUUUGAGGGCUCUUCGGAAACGCCAUUUGGUUGAAGAAGCAGCUCAUGGGCCUGCUUACAUUGCUCUUUCUAGGCCCUUUAUAUCUCAGGGUUCAGAAUGGAAGGAGAAAGCAGAAAGUCUUGAAACUGAACUUCAACAAUGUUAUAAAGCCCAAUCCCGAUUAUCGGAACAGCUUGUUGUGGAAGUUGCUGAAUCUAGAGCUUCGAAAUCGUUACUGCAAGACAAAGAAGAUUUAAUUGCCAGUUUGCAAAAUGAAUGUAGUCAGUCAAGAGAUGAAUGCACUCGUCUAAAAGAACUUUUAGAUGAAAAGACGCAAGCUGUAGAACUGCUUACAAGCGAGAACCAGGAACUCAAGGCUCAACUUGAAGAGACGAGGGUCAGAGCUGAUACUGCUCAGGCUGAAAAUAAAAUGCUAAUUGAUCGCUGGAUGUUGCAAAAGAUGCAGGAUGCUGAAAAGCUUAAUGAGGCGAAUGCUGUUUAUGAGGAUAUGAUUGAUAAGCUCAAGGCAAGCAGUAUAGAACAGCUGGCGCGGCAGCAAGUGGAUGGUGUGGUUCGCCAGAGUGAAGAAGGUGCUGAGUAUUAUGUGGAGUCUACUAUUCCUACUGCAAACAAACACAAGAUCUCUGCUCAUCAGGGUGGAUGUGCUGCCUUGGUAUUUGAGUAUAACUCUAACAUAUUGAUAAGUGGGGGCCAGGACCAGACUAUUAAAAUGUGGGACACAAGUUCUGGUUCACUGAUCCGCACACUGCAUGGUUGUUUGGGCUCUGUUCUUGAUCUGGCAAUCACCCACGAAAAUAGUUCUAUUAUUGCUGCAAGUAGCUCAAACAAGUUGUUUGUUUGGGAUAAAGAUUCUGGCCGGCUUCGGCAUACCCUGACAGGCCAUGUUGAUAAAGUAUGUGCUGUAGAUGUGAGUAAAUUCUCAAGUCGUCAUGUCGCCAGUGCUGCCUAUGACCGGACAAUAAAAAUUUGGGAUUUGCAGAGAGGCUAUUGCACUAAUACGAUUAUUUUCCCUAGUAACUGCAACGCACUUUCUUUUGGCAUGGAUGGACAUACUAUAUGCUCUGGUCAUGUUGAUGGACAUCUUCGAUUGUGGGACAUUCAGACAGGAAAGCUACUUAGUGAAGUCGCUGCACAUUCACUUGCGAUUACAUCAAUAUCCUUAGCAAGAAAUGGAAAUGUAAUAUUGACAAGCGGCAGAGAUAAUGUUCAUAAUUUGUUCGAUAUGCGAACUUUAGAGGUCUGUGGGACAUUAAGAGCAAGCGGGAACAGAAUGGCUUCUAAUUGGAGCAGGUCGUGCAUUAGUGCAGAUGACAAUUAUGUCGCAGCUGGCUCAGCUGAUGGAUCUGUCCAUGUCUGGUCGAUAUCUAAAGCUAGUAUUGUCAGCACUCUGAAGGAACACAAUUCAUCUGUUCUCUGUUGUUCAUGGAGCGGACUCGGAAAACCUCUAGCCACAGCUGACAGGAGUGGAACAAUCUGUACAUGGACGUGAUGAACUUGUUAAUUGCGGUGGCGCCAUACUGGAGAUCACAUGUACAUAUGUGUUUUGUAUAUUGGUAUCAUGUUCAUUGACUAAGUUCCGUUAAAUUUGUUCAUUAAAGGAUUUGCAUCACACAUAAGUACACUACCAUCAAGUAUAUAAACUGGCUUUAUAUACUCCUAGUAUGCUAAUACCCCAAAAUUAGUCUCUUCUGAGUUGAGACUUGUAAUAAUAAUUCAAUUUCAUGUACA
This is a messenger RNA of Daucus carota subsp. sativus, 2065 nucleotides long. Its product is annotated as autophagy-related protein 16. Gene Ontology annotation, cellular component: autophagosome membrane. Gene Ontology annotation, molecular function: protein binding. The coding region runs from base 297 to 1826 and encodes 509 amino acids. The record is from RefSeq and is a predicted model, not a curated record. NCBI's taxonomy places the organism in Eukaryota, Viridiplantae, Streptophyta, Magnoliopsida, Apiales, Apiaceae. The transcript is spliced from 5 exons. Gene Ontology annotation, biological process: autophagosome assembly.